AUAUCACAUAAUUCUUUUGUUUAAAACCAUACCAAAGCCACGUGAUUUUGUUGUGACAGUUCGUAUUUAUACAGUGACUGAACAGUAAUAAUUUUCUUAGGUACUAGUUUCAUCUGAAUAAUUAAUAUAUGUAUAUAAACAGAGUACUAAAAAUUGUUACGUAUAGCAUAAAUUGGUUAUAUAGUAUAUAAUGAAUCCGUUAACAAAUGUAAAAAAUAUUCAGAAGUUGGGCGAACAAGAUUUACUGAGAAAUAGUAAAACAUCUUGGCAUGAUCAAUAUAAAGAUAGUGCAUGGAUUUUUGUUGGUGGUUUACCAUACGAUUUGACAGAAGGGGACAUUGUAACUAUAUUCUCUCAAUAUGGAGAAGUAGUAAACAUAAAUUUAAUUAGAGAUAAGGAUACAGGUAAACAGAAAGGAUACGGAUUUUUGUGUUAUGAAGAUCAAAGGAGUACGGUUUUAGCCGUUGACAAUUUUAAUGGAACAAAAAUUUUAGGAAGAACAAUAAGAGUUGAUCAUGUUGCAAAUUAUAAAGCACCAAAAGAUUCAAAAAAUAUUGAUGAAGAAACCAAACAAUUGAGAAAAGAAGGCUGUGCUCCAAAAAAUAUCUAGUAAUAAAGUUAUGCAUUAGUAUAUUUCAUUGGUAUCUUUCACAUGUUAAGAAAAUCAUAAUGUUCAUUAAAAUUGAUAUAAAUUAAAUUAGUAUAAGACGUGUAAAUGCAUACUUAUACAGUUAUAUUUUUACAAGAUUAUUAAAAUAUAUUUUGAAAGAAAUAUUUACCUGGUUACAAGCUCUUUAGUAUUAACAGUAGUAGUAAUUUAUCAAAUCUUUAUUUUAGAAAAAACUACAAAGAUUAUGUGAAGUUGCUUUUAUUUUAUUUGAAUGAUAUACAUAUAUUUCGAGAUACAUUCAUUUACAGUUAGUGGUUUUACUUUAUUAAUUUUUUAAUAUUUUUGACAGUACAAAUGUUUUACCAUAAGAUAUCACUUGUUUAAUACAAUAUGUUUCAUACUACAUUUUUUUCUUAUAUAAUAUCCUUAAUUUGUGCUGACAAUUAUGACUACUAUCAUACAAUGUACAAUAUAAUUUAAGUAGACAUUAUGUUUAAACAUACAUUCACAAUAUUAUUAUUAAGUAAACAAAAUUCUAUAACAUCUUGUUUGAUUCCAUUUUGAUCAAACAAAUUUUCUAAUUUUUUGAUAAAAGUUCCAUAAAAGUGUAAUAAAAAAUUAGUUUUUAUAUUAGAUUAGAAGUUAAUAUAUUGUUUGACAUCGACUUUAUCUCGUUCAUUUCCGAUAUAUCUUGUUCAUUAGAAACAAUACCCAAUCUAGAACUUUUUUAGUAAUUUGUAUAUUUUUUCAAAAUUUUUUAAAUAAUUCUGUAAUUUCAUUUAGUGACUGAAUUAGUUUCAGUAACGUUUCUGAACUUUAAUUAUUUACUUUCUAUUCUAUAUUUGUAUAAAUCGUAAUUGAAUAUAAUUUCUGGAAGCGAAGCAGGUCAUUAUAACAGCGUAUUUAUCAUGUACAAUUAAAUUUCGUAGUGCUCGUUUGAUUUAAUAUUCAUAUUUUACACAGCCUUAUAAUUUCAUUUGAUUUGCUCGG
Messenger RNA from Nomia melanderi (Alkali bee), 1600 nucleotides. Its product is annotated as RNA-binding motif protein, X-linked 2. The record is from RefSeq and is a predicted model, not a curated record. Gene Ontology annotation, cellular component: U2 snRNP; catalytic step 2 spliceosome; precatalytic spliceosome. Lineage: Eukaryota; Metazoa; Arthropoda; Insecta; Hymenoptera; Halictidae. Gene Ontology annotation, biological process: mRNA splicing, via spliceosome. Gene Ontology annotation, molecular function: RNA binding.